AUGCCGCGGCGCCUGCAGCAGCGGGGCGCGGGCGCCAAGGGGCCGCCCGCCCCGACCUCCCGGCGCUCGCCCCCCGCCUCCGCCCCCCGGAGCCCGCCGGCCAGCGCCGCCAAGCCGCUGCUGCGCUGGGACGAGGUGCCCGACGACUUCGUGGAGUGCUUCAUCCUGUCCGGCUACCGGCGGCUGCCGUGCACCGCGCAGGAGUGCCUGGCCUCGGUGCUGAAGCCCACCAACGAGACGCUCAACUUCUGGACGCACUUCAUCCCGCUGCUGCUGUUCCUCAGCAAGUUCUGCCGCCUCUUCUUCCUGGGCGGCAGCGACGUGCCCUUCCACCACCCCUGGCUGCUGCCGCUGUGGUGCUAUGCGUCGGGAGUGCUGCUGACCUUCGCCAUGAGCUGCACGGCGCACGUGUUCAGCUGCCUGUCGCUGCGCCUGCGCGCCGCCUUCUUCUACCUGGACUACGCUUCCAUCAGCUACUACGGCUUUGGCAGCACCGUGGCCUACUACUACUACCUGCUGCCCAGCCUGAGCCUGCUGGACGCCAGGGUCAUGACGCCGUACGUGCAGCAGCGCCUGGGCUGGCACGUGGACUGCACCCGCCUCAUCGCGGCCUACCGCGCGCUCGUGCUGCCCGUGGCCUUCGUGCUGGCCGUGGCCUGCACCGUGGCCUGCUGCAAGAGCCGCACUGACUGGUGCUCCUACCCGUUCGCCCUGCGCACCUUCGUCUUCGUCAUGCCGCUCAGCAUGGCCUGCCCCAUCAUGCUGGAGAGCUGGCUCUUCGACCUGCGAGGCGAGAACCCCACGCUCUUCGUGCACUUCUACCGCCGCUACUUCUGGCUGGUGGUGGCUGCCUUCUUCAACGUGAGCAAGAUCCCUGAGCGCAUCCAGCCGGGUCUCUUCGACAUCAUCGGCCACAGCCACCAGCUCUUCCACAUCUUCACCUUCCUCAGCAUCUACGACCAGGUGUACUACGUGGAAGAGGGCCUGCGCCAGUUCCUCCAGGCAUCCCCUGCAGCGCCCACCUUCUCCGGUACCGUAGGCUACAUGCUGCUGCUGGUCGUUUGCCUGGGCCUGGUCAUCCGGAAGUUCCUCAACAACUCCGAAUUCUGCAGUAAAAAGUGAGCCUCCACCCAAGAGGAGGCUAUGGUUUGCCCACCUGUUUGCGUGGAGUUUCUGUUGUUCCCUGUUGGUUUGUUUUCAAGUUUUGUUGUUUCCUUCUUUGCUAGAGGAGGGUGCUGCAGACCACGAGGAAAAGGUCUGCUGCUAGUUGGGGGAUCCCAGUCCACUGGCCUUUGGAAGAGGGAAAUAGGGAUGAAGUAGAAGGAAGAGAGGGCCUCUGGGAAGGAAAGUUAGGUAUUGUCUACGAUAUCCAGGGAUUUUGCAAAGACAAUGAAGAAAAUCACAGAUAGAGUCCCAAGCAGUUGGCUUUUUUUUUAAACAGUCUUCUGUGUCCCUUAGGGAAGGCAGGUAUGCAGUAAAGAGGAUAAACACAGAUCCCUGGCUGCUGCCACUGCGGUCCAGAAAUGCUUGGAUUUGUCAAAAGAAUGGACCUUUCUUGGUUGGGAAAUGGGCACAAAGACACAAACCCAGGGCUUAACCCGCUAGACAAUGCAUGGAAUGUGAACACAAGUUAAUUAUUUCAAAAUGUUUAUCAGAUGUUAUUUAAAUGAUAAUAUAUAUAUAUACAAUGAUUUUUUUUUCAUAAUUUAUCAAAGCCCGUGAGAUGCCCUUGAGCCUUCUUUGUCACACAGUUCUGAUUUUGCUGCCUUCUGCAUCACGCUCGUGAACUGGACGUUAGGACAAGCUAGCUGCUUGAGAGUUCUCGACUACAUUUUUAAACAGUGUUUUCUGAAGGCCUGUGAGUGUCAUGAUAAAACUGAAUGACUGCUUAGGGACCCUGAUUAGACUAUUGGUGAGUUCCGGUGGUUUGUAGAGGUCUCCAGUUCCUACUUACUUUCAUGUAUUCCACAAAACCCACCCUGGGUUUUUUGUUUGUUUGUUUUCUUUUUAAUCUGAUUCUUUCCUCUUUACUUAUUUAAGUUGCCACUAAAAUAAAUGUGCCUUUUGAAGCAAAUGCCCAAAUGACUGGUCCUCAGACACCGCCUCUUGUGCUGGGAGAAGAGAGUCUUCUUCCUCUGCUUUUCUGCAAAUCAUGGUUGGACAGAAGGGAAGGAAGAUGGGCUUGGUUUUAGGUUGAUAGUGGGACCAGAAAUAGUUUAGAGGUGUACAGAGCACAUGGCUUCUGCCAGGGUCAGCCCUUUAAUGUGGCUGAGGUUCCUAGUGCAUCCACAAGGGGUGGGAGAGAGGAUGGCGAUGCAUGGAUCCUUGCUGAAAAUUUAAAAGGCAACCAGGAUCACGUGAGACAGUUCUAUUAUGAAAAUUAGGAGCAUGUUACUUAUUACUGAAAUUUUUGAGUUAAGACUACAAUUGUUCAGUUAACACCAGAGUCUCAUUUGAAUCCAGACUAUGGGAACGAUUGGCAGUCACCUCGAAAGAUUAGGAGCAUGCCCCCAGACUCUUUCAGUGACCCUAUUGGCCAGUUGUUAGAUGUUUCUUAUAAAUGUCAACCUGUCAUUAAAAACGGCAACUCUUCAUCACAAACCACCGAGGUAGUAUAUUUAAAUAUACCUCAUACUUCUUGGUAAGUCCUUCUGGCUAAGAGCCAACCACGUUGGUGAAAGGGGAGUCUUGGUUUCAUGGUGUAAUUUAAGGCAAGCGCAUAGGGUACGUGGCCAGUUACCUCAGUACUGGUAGGAUGGUGCUCCUGGAAAGAGAGCCGUUUCGUUUUUGUUCUUAAUUGCUACUGUAUUUGUAAAUAGAGAAUCUUGGCACAAUUCCCUGGAGGAACCAAUGCCCUGUGUGUGUUCACUUGCACACUGAAGUUAAAUUCCUGUGUGUGUGUUGAAUUUAAGGCUUCUUAAUGGGAUUUAAAAUACAUUUGCACAACCUCUGA
Messenger RNA from Peromyscus californicus insignis, 2953 nucleotides. It is a transcript of the gene Paqr9, whose product is annotated as progestin and adipoQ receptor family member 9. Gene Ontology annotation, cellular component: membrane. Gene Ontology annotation, molecular function: signaling receptor activity. The record is from RefSeq and is a predicted model, not a curated record. Bases 1 to 1122 code for a protein of 373 amino acids. NCBI's taxonomy places the organism in Eukaryota, Metazoa, Chordata, Mammalia, Rodentia, Cricetidae. The transcript has a single exon.